This is a messenger RNA of Penicillium maclennaniae, 1473 nucleotides long. RefSeq lists its product as uncharacterized. The record is from RefSeq and is a predicted model, not a curated record. The transcript has 4 exons. Gene Ontology annotation, biological process: transmembrane transport. The coding region runs from base 1 to 1473 and encodes 490 amino acids. Gene Ontology annotation, molecular function: transmembrane transporter activity. NCBI's taxonomy places the organism in Eukaryota, Fungi, Ascomycota, Eurotiomycetes, Eurotiales, Aspergillaceae.
AUGCCCUUUUCACUAGACAAGAUCUGGUGUUCAAGUGCUGCCAUGUUUCAACGGCAGAAUGGCGUGCCGUGGGGCCAUUCCUGGAGAUCCUCCGAUACUUGGAUCAUCAGUACGAUGAGUCUGGCCUUAUUCACCGAUGAACUGCUGUUUGCCUUCAUGAUACCGUUGCUACCUACGGUGCUGGAGCAUCGAAUUGGCUUGGCACCAUCUCUCACCCAGAGAUACACGUCAAUCUUCUUGACUGAAGGCGCCCUUGUGUCUGUGAUCUCAAGUCCAUUCAUUGGCUCAAUAGCCGAUGCAGUAUCUAGUAAAAAGACCCUGUUAUUGUCGAUCCUUGUACUGGCCUUGAUCAGUAUCGCUUGUCUCUCACUGACAACCAACUUGAUAUGGCUAUUUGUUGGUCGCUUCUUCCAAUGCCUUGCUAGCAAUGCUUUGUGGAUCGUAGGUAUGGCAACGAUGGCCGAAAAUAUUGGCUCUGAGCACAUGGGCAAGAUUGCCGGUCUAAGCUCCACGCUUACAGCGGCGGGCACCACUGCCGGACCUGUGGUCGCAGGUCUGUUGUUUGAAGUGGGAGGCUACUGGUGUGCAUGGGCAGGCGCGGCCAGCUUUCUCCUCGUCGAUAUUAUCAUGCGUCUCAUAAUGAUGGAAAAACCCGUCAAACCCCAGCGCGUGGCCGAAGACCUGGAGCGAGAGCCACUCUUGAAUGAUGAGACACCUGCUACCAAUGGCGAACAGCUCAAUCUUUCAACUUCUUCAGAGGUUCGAGGAUGGCAAUUUUACGCUUGUCUUUUUCGCGAAAUGCGUUUCUCCGCAGGGAUUUUCUGCUACUUUGUGUUUGCUUUACUGAUUGGCUGUUUCGAAAGUACCCUGGCGGUACAUGUGCGAACGGCAUUCGGUUGGAGAGCUCUUCACGUUGGCUUGCUGUUAGGAUUGAUUCAGGGACCUGGCAUGCUACUGGCAGCCCCCGUAGGUUGGAUGAAAGACAAGGUGGGAUCGCGGACUCCAACAAUGGUGGGGUUUUUCAGUCUGGUACCGUUCAUCAUACUUUUGGGAGUCCCUGGCGACAGUCGAUUCCAGUGGGUUGAAGCGCUUUCGGGGAAGAGCCUAUACGUUGUUUGCAUGACCUUGAUCGGAUGCCUGAUGUGCCUUCUCAAUGGAGUGGGGUCCAUGGAAGCAACUGAAACAAUUGAUGCUCUUGAAGCCCGUGAGCCGGGUAAAUUUGGCUCCAAUGGAGGUUAUUCUCGCGCUAUGGCCAUGACAAGUAUGACGUGGAUGGCUGGACUGAUGACCGGUCCACUGUUGGCGGAGAUUGUGGUGGAAACCUUUGGGUACUUUGAACUGCAGUGUUGUCUAGGUAAGUGGUCCACGAAAAUUCGAAAGAUAUGUUUACUCAUUUUACUAGGGGUCAUAUCCUUUGUAGCAGGCGUUAUUGCUUUGGUUUUCUUGGGUUCUCGGUCGAAGGACUCCGAGUAG